GCACUCCGGAAAACUCUUACCUCCGCCUGCAAGCGCCGCAUGGAUUCCCCGCCCGGCCGCCCCGCUUCCCCCUCCCCGCACUGGCCGAAGGCGCUUGCAGGAGCUCGCCUUUGUUUUGGGAACCCGGGAGGCCAGCGCGCUCAGCCUCGCUUUUGUUGCAAGAGGGAGAAGCGCGCUGCUGGCUGGGCGGAGACGGAUCGGCCAGCAGCGGCGGCUCUGUUUCUCUCCAGCCCCCGGCAAGCCUGGCUCUCUCGCAGCGGGGGCAGGCAGGCGAGUGCAGGUUAUUCUUCUCUGCAAAGAGCUGUUACUACCAAGGGCAGGAAAUCUGCAUGUGACGCCGUGACGCCCAGCAAACAAUUCCCGGCGGGCUGGAGGGAUUUUCUCGCUGGCGCGCGCGCGCACGCGCUACCAACCCCGCCGCCGGGUAGGGGGUGAGGGGGUGGGGGAGAGAGGCAGGCAUAACGAAGAGGACAGAAUGCACGUGGGGAACGCAUCAAACACCCCUCCCCCCCACCCCGGACUCGCUGCAUAUUAUUUAUUUGCUCUGAAGGAAUUGGGGCCGGCAGCUUUCAACAAGGGGGGGCGGGUCCUGCAUGGCUUCUCAGCUCGACGGCAGCUCGCAAACUUCAAAACAAGGAGGCGCGUCGUCGGGAGCGAAGUGGGUGCUCGGCUCCGCCGCCUCCUUUGCCGCCUUCCUUCGCUCCCUCCCUCCCUUCCUCGAAUGGUAAAAAUGCAAAGGCCGCUUUCCAAGAACUUUCCAGGAACCGCGUCACGUGACAGCCCGGCUCCUGCGCCUCGGCUUUCAAUGGGGCUCGUCUUGCAGCAGCAGCCGCCACCGCCGCUCCUUUCUCUCUCGCUCUCCUCACAAUAGGAGUGGGAGGGAAGUGGUGCGGUUGCAAAAACAAAACAUAAGCGCCUGUCGCCCUGAAUAACAGCAUCGCCCGUCCGUCCGCCCGCCCCUGAAAAUGGUUUUUUUUUUUGCAAUCGCUAGGAAGCAGCCAUUUCUUCCGACUGACCGGUUGCCAAUGGAAAAGAGUCGAUGUUGUUGUUGUCAGAGAGAUUCUGGUGUCUGUAGCUAUUGAAAGAGAACUGACCGGAGAAACGUGCCAGUGGCCCAAUGGGUUAGUGCAUCUGGCUGUUAACCAGAAGGUUGGUGGUUCGAGACCACCCGGGUAUUGCAGAGGGUUGGACUAGAUGACUUUGGGAGUCCCUUUCAACUCGGAUGAUUCUAUGAAAUGUGUCGUACGAAACUGGUUAGGCUGGCUGGAGAUAUGUGAUCUUUACUUCAUCGAUGGGAGGUACGCCGAACCUGCGUGUCGAUGGUGCGCGAAUCUGUUCUGUGUGUACGUGGCAGACGCGUGUACGUACUCUGGUAAGCCACCAUUGGCAGCGCAGCUUCGCGUUGCGUGUACACAUGCCUUCGCCGAGUACGUGUGUGCGAUUGUGACACAGUGAUGGGUCGGUGCUUUCCCUUUGAAAGUGUGCAGUGGCCCAGAGGUGCCGGUUUAAGAGGCAACGAAAUCGCUGUUGAUAAUGGUCGAAUAGGUAAUGUGCAUUCCUUCAAAAUGUGGCAAGCUAGCCGUUUUAGAUCUGCUUGUUUCCCCCAGAAGGAAUGGGCAUGGUGUGCCAAUGAGUUUGUACUGGGGAAAAUCUAUAAUCAUUUCUAAUGAUUUAUUCCUGUACAUUCACAUGUAAAUAAAUCCUGUUGAACACAGUGGGGCUUCAUUCCAAAUAAACAUAGGAUUUGGGUUGCAAAGUGGCAAAGGAAACGACUGAUCCAUUCUUCUUAGUGAACAAAAUGAAAUUGCCCGUAAGGGGGGCACUGUGAAUAGCCAAGCAUUAUUCCAGCACCUCACCAAGUUUAGUAAAGCUCACGGAAUGAAGGCAAUUUGUUUCUUUCUUGUUGGAGAAUUUCCCCAUGUAAUUGGCAUUGGGCUUGAUACUGCAUCAUAUGCAUGGACAGUGAAAACAGGUUCCUACAAACACACCACCACUGUUUCCUUUAAGGAUGUGUAUUAAAAAAAACCUUUUGGCACCUGCUUGUUGUGGUUUAGAACCUGUAAAAGACAAGAAACCUGUUUUACUAGUUGGUACUGAAUGCAGUGAAAUAUUGUUAAUGAGAGUUCUACUCUAUACAGUGGUGCCCCGCAAGACGAAUGCCUCGCAAGACAAAAAACUCGCUAGACGAAAGCGUUUUGCGUUUUUUGAGCUGCUUCGCAAGAUGAAUUUCCCUAUGGGAUUGCUUCGCAAGACGAAAACAUCUUGCAAGUUUGUUUCCUUUUUCAUAAAACCGUUAAUACCCGGGGUGCAUUGCUUGAAGAGGUGCAGUUGCGACUUGACUUCGAGGAGCAACUCAUAGAACGCGGUGUGGUAGCCUUUUUUGAGGUUUUUGAAGACUUUGGUGAUAUUUGAAGCUUUUCCAAAACUUCUUUUGCAGCCAUUUGGUAAGUUAAACUUUUAAAACUUUUUUUGGGGGUUUUUGGAUUUUGGGUUGGGGUGUUUGGAAUUCAAGGACUUGGUGUUGGGGAGGGGUUUGCAAGAAUCUGGAAGCAUGUGUGUUUUUUUUCUGCAUUUUUAUGAUUUUUUGUGACCAUUGGGCCACUCUGCUGUUGUUGUUUUUUAAAAAAAAUCUGGAUUUGAAUUUCUGUGUGGUGGGUGGCUUGGGGAACAGUUGAGGAGGGGUUUGCAAGAAUCUGGAAGCUUGUGUGGUUUUUUCUGAAUUUUUAUGAUUUUCUGUGACCAUUGGGCCACUCUGCUGUUUUUUAAAAAAAAUUCUGGAUUUGAAUUUCUGUGUGGUGGAUGUGACUUUAAAGAGCACUUAAUAAACUCUUGUUGUACCAAAUUUGGCUUUGUUUGGACUUUUUUUAACCAUAGGAACGCAUUAAUUGAAUUUCAAUGCAUUCCUAUGGGAUUUCGUGCUUCACAAGACGAAAAAUUCGCUAGAUGAAAAAACUCGCGGAACGAAUUAAUUUCGUCUUGCGAGGCACCACUGUAAAUUACUAUUGGCCACUGAAUAAUCAAUCAAUCAAUCAGUCUAUAGUAAGAUAAUGCCUUAGGCACUGAAAAUAAAACAAUGGUGUGCUUAAAGCUUUUUCUUUAACUUUUGUGGCGGCAGGAAAACAACACAAAAAGUUAUUGUGAUAGAUAUAUCGCAUUUAUGAAUGUGUGGCAUGUUAUCCCAAGCAAGCCCCAGUCAUGUUUACGUGGAAUUUGGUCCUAGUGAGAUUAUUACUAUUUAUUAUUUAUUAAAUUUUUAUAUAGCACUGUAUCUGUAGAUCUUAGGGCGGUUCACAACAUAAAAGAUGAAAGAUACUCUCUCCCAAGUGAAGUGUGUGUAGAAUUGCAGCCUUAAACUGCAGCUCUGAAUGGUUGUAAAUACAGGGUUCAGACUUAGGGCCACGUCAUACAUUAAGCAUUUGGUUCCACUGUAUAUUUUUUAAAUAGAAAAUCCAGAGUGUUCGCCAUGCUUUACAUCUUUUCCUCCUCAGGCUGGCAGGAGGGUGAAGCCCAUGUAAUGCUAGCCUUGAAUUACAUUUGACUUUUUAUUUUACUUAGAAAGCAUAAACCCUACCCUUUCCGUGCAAUUUAAAUUACGUAAACAAUUACAAAUAAAGAAGCCCCAUGGAGGAAGUAAAACAGCAUAACAGUGGGAACAUCUUAAUCCAUCAACAUAAAACCCAUCUGCUGCAAGACAGUUUGUUAAAUGGAAAUACAAAAAUAAAAUCUCUUCACGUUUCUUACUAAAGCUGAGAAAAUAAUGAAAGAAGUGGGUUUAUACCUUUUAAAAAUGCAGCACCCAGGCUAAUUUUGGGAUUUAGGGCCAUAUAAUGCCAAUUCUGUGUGAGCUCCUCUGAUCUGCGUUUGGUUCCUAUGCAAGGGGCUGGUUCUUAACUUCGCAAUUCAGUACUUUCCAUGUUUCCUUAGAAGCCCCACUGUCUUUGAGAGGUUUACUCCCUAAUUAAAAGUGUUUAUGAUUGCACCCUUAAAACUCUUAGUAAUCUGGGACUAGGGUACUUGAGGAAGAGUGUCUUUUUUCAUGUGUACCUGCCUCCUUAGAGUGCUAUUGCCUAUCACUGUUAGUGGCUCUCUGAGAGGAAUGGCUCUCAGGUUGUUUGAGCCAAUGGCCCCAAGAAAGCCCAUUUACCAGAUUUUAGGACUGUGACUCCUUUAAAUGGGCUUCAGAGACUUGUUCAGUUUGAUAGGCAUUUUAUGGUUUAUAAAUAAUUUUUAUGGUUUAAAUACCUGAUCGGUUUUCUUGGUUGUUGUAUUCCAUUCCCACUUAUUUUCUUCAGAUAGGUUUGUUAUUUUUAGAUUGUAUUCUGCUUUCAUUUUUGUUCCCCUUUUUGAAUUGUUAUGUUGAAAAGGCAAGUUUCCUAGAUAAGUAAGCAAAAUAUUUAUGUGUGCUUCAAACUACGUUGUAUCUGUCUGUUGUAAGCAAUUGUUAUGAAUAGGGAGGACUUUGAUUCCCCCUACGUUUACUUCAAAUAAUUGGGGUUAGCUUCUGGCUAAGGCCACGGUUCUUGGCUUACUUUCCAGGAAGCAAUUCCCAUUGGAACUUGUUUCCAAGUAAACAUGCUCAGGAUCUGGUUUAUAUGGGUUUUUAGAAUUUGUAGGUGUUAAUUCAUUUCCUGAACACAUCAUGUAGAGAGUAAUAUGUAACUGGCUAUUUGUCCAGUACAAGACGGGUAUGGUGGCAAAGUAGAAAACGGCAUUGUAGAUUUCCAUGUUUCUAAUUCUAAUGCUAUAUUAAAAACUCUUGCUUUUGACUGAGUUGAGAAAAGUAAUUUGCAAGCAUAUCUGUUUAGAGCACUUUGUCCCAUGAGUACAUUAUUUCUAGCACUAGCUGGUUAAAAGUACAUUUUCAAUGCAUUGGAUUCCUAUUUACUUCUUUGUUGUCUUCAGAUUUGGGCUCCAAUCCUGUGCCUAGUUCCUUGUGAACCAUGAACUUAUUUAAUGAGCUUACCUUGUGAACUCUGAGCUUACCUCUGAGUAAAUUGCAUAGGACUAAGCAUGAUUAUCAAAUUAUGUGUAGUAAACACUUUCUGAGAUAUAUCCACAUGUUAAAACUUGUUGCUAAUUAAGUAUACAAUUAUGAGACGGAUAUACCUUAUAGUUAAGCUAUAAUUUAUUGACUAGUUCAGAAACAUUAGUUUCCCUUCUGGGGGACAACAACUCUGUAAAUAUUCCUAAGGCACAUUUUUGGUUUGUCUUGUACGUACUAGAAUUAAUGUCAGCAGAACAGGUCCGUGGGUGUUUUUAAAAAUUCAGAGCACAGUUGGGAACAAAUCUGUUGUGGAAGACAGUUUCAUUUAAUAUGGCCUAGUUUUAGACUUGAAAAAUUUUCUUAAGCCCAUCUGAUUCAUCCUGAAAAAAUUCUGCAAUGUAUUCUGAGACAAAUACGUCUUUAUUAAGUAUUUGUGGUAUGUGACUUCAUCCAGUUUUUGUUUGUUAAUUUUUUAAAAGAUAUAAACAGCAUCUUUAGACUUUCUCUGCUGCUAAAUUGCUUUCUCAUGAUCCUUUGUUUGAAUUUUCAAGAAACCUUUUCAGCUUCCUGCUGAAAAGAGAAAUAUGGGGUCACUAAAAAAGGAUUUCCAAAGGGUUAUGGAGUAAGCAAUAAUAUAAAAAUACAGAGGAAGUUAUUCUCCCUCAGAUUUAAUUACAGAAAAAAGACUCAUUAGGGUUCUUGUACUUGGCAAGUAGAUUAAUUAAUUACCUAUUCUUUUAUUAUGUUCUACCUCCAAGGAACUCAGGGAGUCUCCCAAGGUUCUCACUUUUUUGGCCUACCAUGCAUAAGGUAGGUUAGGCUGGGAGAGAGUGUGAUUGGCCCAAGGUCAGCUGGGGAACUUCAAGACCAAUUGGAGAUUUGAUUCUAGAGCAGUACAUAUUCCAGUACCCUAACCACUGCUUUAUGGGAUCUUGCAGUAUUUAAUUGAGAACAGAAUCUGCUUUUCCCCUCUGCAGCGACUGUAGUACUGAAAUGCAGAGAACAGAAAGCCUCCCUCUGGAGUAAUAGCAGCUGGUGGGUCCCGUUGUUGAUAUUUUCAUAUUUAGCAGGAUUGUGUGGCAGUGCUUUAAAUACUUGUGUCUUGGGCUAGUAUUUUAAUAUGUCACAGUAUUUUUUCAAAACUUUUUGAGUUAUCCCUCUUCUUUUCCCCUGCUGUCCUCACUUCCAAAUUGAACCUGAAUACCGGAAAAUUUGGGACAGAUAAAAUCAACACAGCAUGUAGUUGAUGGGAUUCACUCCCACAAGAUAUAGUGAUGACACUAACAUGGAUGGCUUUAAAAGAGAAUUAGACAAAUUCAUGGAGGAUAAGGCUGUCAAUGACUACUAGAAAGAGGGCUAUGUUCUACCUCCACUGUCAGAGGCAGUAUACAUAUGAACACUAUGGCAAUCAAAUAGGGAAAACUGCUGCUACACUCAGGUCCUGCUUAGGGGCUUUAUACAAGCAUCUUCGUGGCCCCUUUGAGGACAACGAUACUGGACUAGAUGGGCCUUUGGCCUGAUCUACCUGUAUUCUUAUGUAAACCUCAAAAAGUGGGGAAAUGAAGAUUUUUUUGCUAGUAAGAAAUUUGGUACGAAAAUGAAGGAAGUGAUGGCAGUGUUUCAAUAAGAAAUCAUUUGGUAUCUUAAAUAUGAAUUUGGGGGGACAUGACUGCCAUACUGUGCAUACUUACCUGGGAGUAAGCUCUAUUGAACUCAGUGAUGCUGACUUCUGAAUGCAUUGGCUCAACCAGUAAAAUACAUUAAACUAUAUCAAAGGUUUUUCAUCAGCCAGCUGAAAUGUAACCUUUUUUUGUUUGGAAAUACAAGCAAUAUUUAAAAAAAAAGUGGUAUCAUUUAAAUAGGGAACCUGAAAUUGGAAUCCCUACCAAAGAAAAAAAAAGUGUGCAACCUGAUUAUUUGCCCGACUUCCUCAUUUGUUUCUGUUUCUUUAUUGAUCCUAGACCAGGGUGGAUUUGAUUUAAAUCAAAUCAAUUUAAAUCACGAUUUAAAUCACUAGUCAGUAAGACUUGAUUUAAAUCUUCUUCUUUUUUUUUUUAACAGAAAGACUCAUUAUUGCUGGUAUAAUCUUAAUAUUUACAACCAGAUGAAGGUUUCGUUUUUGGAAUAAAAAAUUUAUAAAAAUAAUAGAUUUUUUUUUAAAAAAUCACUGCUUUUUAUCCACCCUGUCCUAGACCCUUCCAGAUUAGAAAACAACUUUCAGUUCUGACAUUUCUCAGUGACCGCAAGAAUUGUAGACUGAAAGUGAAUCAAGCUCCACCUUCCAUUCUCCCAGUCUUGUUUUUAACCUGAGUUCUUGGCGCCAGUUUAUUAACGUAGAUAAGAUAACAAGCAUUUUCUAACCUACAGAGAGACUGGUUUGAUUCCCUCCCUCUCCACACCUUCUGAAGGGUGUGGCCAGUGCAGCAAGGGCCCUGGUUAGUGAUUUGAUGGAAGCCUGGCUGCAAACUUAACCACACUUGCUAGGGCAGGGGGUCUCAAUUUGGGGGGGGGGGGCCUGGGGCACAUUUGGAAAUCCAAUAAACUGUAGACACGGCAAAAUACCCAUCUGGCAGAGGAAGAAAAAACAGUAAUCCUCAGAAUCGCACACAUACGCCAAUAAAAAGAAAACAAACCCGUAAGCCAAACACAUGUGUACCCGAAACAAAUAUACACAAACCCAAAACAAAAUAGGUGAUUUCCCAACCCCCAAAGCAAAAAACAAACAAAAAAACCCACCCUUGGUGAGUACCAAGAAGUGUGCCUGAGGGGGCUACAUUGAACUCAGGCUUUCUUCUGAAUAAAUUUGGUUAGGAUUGUACUGUCAAACUGGUAAACGCCUUCUAGCAAUGAGUUACAGACUGGAUGAGAGUAAAAGCUUAAAACACGUUUCCUCUUGUGCCCCAAAUUGAAGUUUGCCCUGCUCGUUGCAAAAAUGAAGAUUCGGAGAACAGGGUUACAUUCAAUAAGUUAUGGGAAGGUGUAAUAUGUUUUCUGACAAAUGGAAGACAAUGUUACAUAAUUAACAGUGUGUUGAAUUUGGACUACAGGGGACCAGAGUUGAGAUCCUUGAGAGGGAGAAAACAAAGCAACACAUAAAUGCAGUGCUUUUUUUUCUAAAAUAAAAAUGUUUAGGGGUACUCUCAUUUUCCUACUCAUAUUGAAAUACUGCCCCUCAAUGAGGCCAAACUUAGAUUCACAAAAUGUUUAGGGGUAUGCAUAUCCCUGCGUACCCCAUGAAAAAAGCACUGCACAAAUGCAAACUUUUUCCGACUCCUUACUGAAAAGAGAAUAUGCAUUCUUGUACUUGAGACCCUUUUUUACUGCAGUAUUGCUGAGGCUCUUCACAUAUUUUCUCACUUAAGCAAGAAUUUUUUUUCUAACCAAAGUGGCAUAGCAGAAUAUGACAAAUAACAUGACAACUUUACUGUUUUUCCUGAAAAGAAGUAUGCUAAUUAAAUUGAACACAUGAAUUUGCCUUAUACUGAAGGCCAGACUAGAUGCAAGAUUUAAAAAUACAUCUUUGCAUUAACAUGCAAAUUGUAAAAAAUGCAAAUAGAAGGGCUGAUAAUUGGGAUCAUCGUAGGCAUAGCAGUUGCAGGGUGUGAGUCUAACCCGUUCCUCCCCUGCUGUGGUCCUAACAAAAAAUUAUCCUGCAACAUUACCGUUUCCAAUGUGCUUGUAGUAUUUAUUUUCCUGCUGUAUUUUGAACUCUCUGGAUACUCUUCAGUAAGCAAUUCUCAAUCUGUUUCCCCACCUUAAAAGAAUUCUUUAUUCAUAACUACAAAUUUAACGCACAAGUUUGUUGUGAAACAGAAAGCAACUAACUAACUCUAUGCCUAUCUAUCACACGGAUGAAAGAUGGGGUUCCCAGACUAUGGCUGCAUUUGUUUAUAUCUGGAAUUAUUUCCAGAAUUAUUUCCAGCCUUGACCUGGCCAUUGAAAUCUUACGUUUGCCUAAAAAUUGGAUAUUAUGGGGUGGGGAAAUUUUAUGUUCAUGUUUGCUUUAGUACAUAUUGGCCGAAGGUUAUUAUGUAUAUCUGAUGGUUUGACGAAAACUAGUUUUUUUGUGUUUUUAAAGAAAUCAGCAAUUCUGAGAAUUCAGGCAGAAAAUGAGUAAUUCUGAGAAUUCAGGAAGUGUGCUGCAUGUCACGCCUUCCUCCAUUUGAGCCAACACAGACUUUGAGACUCGGAUCCCAACAGGUUUUACAUAAUGGCACCCAUGCAAGUCUAGCUCUGUGUGCCAGUGUCAACUAUUAUGUUGGGGUGGGAGGAAGUAUUCCUGCCUGCCUUCCACAUGCUGCUUUCUUUGGUCUUGGAAGAAAAACUCGCACUUGGAUUUCAACAUAGUAUUUCUCUCCUUCCUGGUUUCAGUUCAGAGUUAGCAUAGGAAGACCUGUUUUCUAGCCCUGCCACAGGAUGGGCUCUUCUCCAAUUAGAACAUCGGGAAUGCUUGGCAAGAAUAAACUUCAGGAAUACUUGGCUGCGUUUUCAUUUUACAACAGAAGUACAGACUAGGGAUGACAGUAUCUUACUCAGUCUUAAAGGUGAUGGUCCAGUUGGAGGAGUUGCCUCUUCCUUAACAACCGUUUUGGGGUGAUCCCAGAUACCUGCUAGGCAAGAAUUUGAAUCCACACCUUUUUAUUUUGCUCAGGGCUGGGACAUGGUUGAAGAAUAUGAAGAAGUGGAAACCUACAAGGAAUUGUUGGAGGCAGGUGAGAGAAAUUACUAGUUUGGUUCCUUAUGGAAUUUAUGCCAUACUCUUCAAAAGGUGAAGCUUGCAAUAAAACAAAAGCAUUGAAAUUCUAUCUUCUGUUUUAAUUUAUUGAGUUUAUUAGCUCUAAUCCAGUCCAUUACCCAGGAACAAUUUAUAUGUGCAUUAAAUUUUGUUACCUGCCUAAUAGUGUGCUUCUGUAGAACCAAUUGAAAAGACAGUGGUAUUUUCGCUUAAUUUCUGCACCUGCUAAUUAUAAUGUACAACAGAUUAAGGUUUAUUACACCUGCUCCACCCACUUAACAAUAAACAAACAAUCUAGCCUCUAGAUGGGGAAACAGGAAUAUCAGGUUUAAGCUUGCUGAUGGCUGCAAAGCAUUUUAGAUGCAAUUAAGAUAAUAAAAUUGUGAGGGAAACCUGUUGAGG
This is a messenger RNA of Podarcis lilfordi (Lilford's wall lizard), 10121 nucleotides long. NCBI's taxonomy places the organism in Eukaryota, Metazoa, Chordata, Lepidosauria, Squamata, Lacertidae. The record is from the annotation of a GenBank genome assembly.